CCUAGUCCUGUCCAUGAAUCCGUAUAUAAUCCACGUGGAUGCAGAUCAGCAAUCCCAAAUCCCUGUUUCUUGGGAAUCUAGCAGCAGCAGCUUUUCCUGUGGUUUCGCAUACAUAUAGCCUACCAAGCAUCACAUUCCUGCCUUCGCCUUCACAUCUAGUCCCGUCAAUUCGAUAAUCAUGAAACUCUACGGUCUCGGCGCUGGAAUCCUACUGGCUUGCGCCGUAACCAGCCGAGCCGCACCAAUUGAUGAACCUGUCACAACAGACACUACCCCAGCUUCUGACAUUGAUGCCGCUAGUCAACAGAUUGAAGCUCUCCUGGCACAGAGUAAAGAAGUUACGGAAAGCUCAUUGUCAGACGCAUCAACAAAAAGGAGGCGGGAGGACUACGAUGGGCAACAAAAGUGCUCACUGAAAAACUUAUUGAUUCGAACAGAAUGGAGCGCCCUUUCUUCUAAGGAGAAGAAGUCAUACAUCAGUGCAGUACGCUGCCUACAGUCAAAGCCUGCCCGCACGCCUUCCACUGUCGCCCCAGGCGCAAAGACACGUUACGAUGACUUCGUCGCCACCCACAUAGACCAAACCCUCACCAUCCACUACACCGGCAACUUCCUCACCUGGCACCGCUUCUACACCUGGGUGUACGAGCGCGCCCUCCGCGAAGAAUGCGGCUACACAGGCACCCAGCCAUACUGGGACUGGAGCCGCAGCGCAAAGUCAGGCCUCACCGCGCACCCCCUUUUCGACGGCUCCGCAACCUCCAUGUCCGGCAACGGCGCACACAUCGACCAGACCAAUGGUUCGAUCGUGCUCAGCGGUGCCGGCCUGCCCUCGCUGUACCUGCCCGUGGGUAAUGGUGGCGGGUGUGUGUCCGGCCCGUUCAAGGACUACAAGGUCAACCUGGGCCCGGCGUCGCUGGCGCUGAGCGACGGGUCGACGUUGGCGGUCGAGAACCCUAAGGCGUAUAAUCCACGGUGUCUGAAGCGCGACCUGACGGACGCGAUCAACCAGCGCUAUGCGAAUGCGUCGAGCGUGGUGAAUCUGAUUCUGCGGAACGACGAUAUAGCUAGCUUUCAGCUGAAGAUGCAGGGCGUGCCUGGCACCGGUGAAAUUGGCGUGCACGGCGGUGGGCAUUAUUCUUUGGGUGGUGACCCUGGCCGCGACGUCUUCGUCUCGCCUGGCGACCCGGCAUUCUUCUUCCACCAUGCCAUGAUUGACCGCACAUACUGGAUGUGGCAACUGUUGUCACCUAAGACACGUACGCACGCCAUUGCUGGCACAAACACCUUCUUCAAUAUGCCUCCGAGUGCGGAUACCACUCUGGACGAUAUUAUUGACUUGGGCUACGUAACUGAUGAUCAGCCGACCAUUGAGAGUCUGGGAAGUACAAUUGAAGGACCGUUUUGCUACAUUUACAUCUAGAAUCUCCAGAGAUGAGAGGUAGGGGAGAUUGUAUGGAUCAAUUGCAUGUAUGAAUUGCAUGAAUGCAUUGCAUAAGAAUUGCAUUGUUGAGCGAGUGGAGGAAAUGCAUCUAACUUCAUGACCAUAGAUGUACAUAUAUAGUAGACACAGGGUACAUAAUCUAAUGUCUUUUUCUUGUCAUGUCUUCUCAUAGAUUCUUUGCAGACUUGGUGUAGUAGACGUAGACUUCCGUACAUGUACAUGCGAUCUAUAGUAGCUUGAUCUAGCCUAUGUCCUGGAAGAG
Pseudovirgaria hyperparasitica is the source of this 1706-nucleotide messenger RNA. RefSeq names its product Di-copper centre-containing protein. The transcript is spliced from 4 exons. Lineage: Eukaryota; Fungi; Ascomycota; Dothideomycetes; Acrospermales; Acrospermaceae. The record is from RefSeq and is a predicted model, not a curated record. The coding region runs from base 179 to 1423 and encodes 414 amino acids. Gene Ontology annotation, molecular function: oxidoreductase activity.